Molecule: messenger RNA, 806 nt
Organism: Syzygium oleosum
Lineage: Eukaryota; Viridiplantae; Streptophyta; Magnoliopsida; Myrtales; Myrtaceae
Product: chalcone isomerase-like protein 2
Exons: 5
Coding region: 161-790 (209 amino acids)
Molecular function (GO): intramolecular lyase activity
Source: RefSeq, a predicted model, not a curated record
CACAGCUAACACCAAGAUAAAUGCUUGCAAAGUCUUGUGCUAAUUUCAAACACUCCAGUCUUCUUCGAGUCCGAGCAGAUAUUUUCCAUUUUCUCUCUGCUUCAUCCUCUUCAGGCUCUGCCACAGCUUUUCUUCCUGGGAAAAGGCCUGCGAAUCUCCCAUGGGGUCUGAAAUGGUUAUGGUGGAUGAGUUCCCUUUUCCUUCGCAGAUCACCACUACCAAGCCUCUAUCACUGAUGGGUCAUGGACUCACGGAUGUUGAGAUACAUUUCCUCCAAAUCAAGUUCACCGCUAUUGGAGUGUACUUGGAUCCUGAAAUUGUCGGACAUCUAAAGCAAUGGAAGGGAAAGCCAGGAAAUGUAUUGGCUGAAGAUGACGACUUCUUCGAGGCUGUCGCUUCUGCCCCUGUGGAGAAAUUCUUCAGAAUCGUAGUGAUCAAAGAGAUCAAAGGCUCUCAGUACGGGGGGCUUUUGGAGAGUUCUGUCAGGGACAGGCUCGCGGCUGAAGACCUGUACGAGGAGGAGGAGGAAGCGGCCCUCGAGAAAGUAGUCGAGUUCUUCCAGUCCAAGUACUGCAAGACUAAAUCGGUCAUCACAUUCCACUUCCCAGCAACUUCCAAUACUGCUGAGAUUGCCUUCAGCACCGAAGGGAAGGAGGACUCAAAGAUGGUGCUGGAGAAUGGGAACGUGACCAAGAUGAUCAAGAAGUGGUACUUGGGAGGGACAAGCGGAGUGUCUCCGACCACCAUCACCAGUCUUGCCAACACCCUCUCUGAGAAGUUGUCCAAAUGAGAGAGAGAGAGAGAGA